AUGGUUGUUUUUCCGAGAGAGAUUCGUGCAGAAUUGGAUCUCAAUCAGUCCACUUCGUGGGAGUUUUUCUGUCGAACCAGAAGUGUUCAUCAGGCUAAGGCCCAGAAGUUAGAGGAGCGUUGUCAGAGGUUGAGACCGGACAGAGAGAGUCAGAAGCUUAGAAGAGUGGAAGCCUAUCUCAAGAGAAUCAACAAGCCUUCCAUCAAAACAAUCAACAGCCCAGAUGGUGAUGUAAUACAAUGUGUAUUGUCUCAUUUGCAACCAGCGUUUGAUCAUCCUCAGCUACAAGGGCAGAAACCACUGGAUUUGCCAGACAGACCACGUAGAGGAAAUGAAACAAGAGAUGAGGAACAUUUUAAUCAGUUAUGGAGUGAGUCCGGCGAAAGUUGCCCAAUUGGAUCAAUACCAAUAAGAAGAACAACGCAAAGUGAUGUUUUGAGGGCAAAAUCAGUUCGACGGUUUGGUCGGAGAUUGAGAAGACCCAUCAGACGAGAUUCCUCCGGAGGCGGCCACGAGCACGCGGUGGUGUUUGUAAACGGAGAACAAUAUUACGGAGCAAAGGCAAGCAUAAACGUGUGGGCGCCACGUGUCACUGAUGCUUAUGAGUUCAGUUUAUCUCAGAUUUGGCUCAUCUCCGGCUCUUUUGGCCAUGACCUAAACACCAUUGAAGCUGGUUGGCAGGUUAGUCCUGAGCUAUACGGAGAUAAUUAUCCAAGAUUCUUCACAUAUUGGACGACAGAUGCAUACCAAGCAACUGGGUGCUACAAUUUACUCUGCUCAGGGUUCGUACAAACCAACAAUAAAAUCGCAAUUGGUGCAGCGAUUUCCCCGAGGUCCUCUUAUAAAGGAAGACAGUUUGACAUCGGUUUAAUGAUUUGGAAGGAUCCAAAACAUGGGCAUUGGUGGCUUGAACUAGGAAACGGACUUCUGGUCGGAUAUUGGCCAGUCUUCUUGUUUAGCCACUUGAGGAGUCAUGCAAGUAUGGUUCAAUUUGGCGGCGAAGUUGUAAACAGCCGAUCAAGCGGCGCACACACCGGAACGCAGAUGGGAAGUGGCCAUUUCGCAGAUGAAGGCUUUGAGAAAGCCGCCUACUUUAGGAACUUACAAGUCGUUGAUUGGGACAACAAUCUCUUACCUCUCAACAAUCUCCAUGUCUUAGCCGAUCAUCCGGCUUGUUAUGACAUAAGACAAGGUAAAAACAAUGUAUGGGGAACUUAUUUUUACUAUGGAGGGCCUGGUCGGAAUCCUAGGUGUCCUUGA
Arabis nemorensis is the source of this 1260-nucleotide messenger RNA. Lineage: Eukaryota; Viridiplantae; Streptophyta; Magnoliopsida; Brassicales; Brassicaceae. The record is from the annotation of a GenBank genome assembly.